AUGGGGUUGAAAGAAGGCGAGUUGGAGCCGUCGAUCGCGGAGAUCGCGCGGUCGCUGGCCACGAAGUCGGAGGCGUCCGAGGGCGGGGAGGGCGCGACCGGCGGCGGCGGCGGCGGCGGCGCGGCGGCGGGGGAAGGACGCUCGCCGCAGAUCGCCAGGAAGUCCGUCGCCGUCGGGCAAGCGUCCUCGAGCGGCGGCGGCGGCGGCGGCGGAAGAGGCGGCGGCGUGUCGGGAAGGAUGACCGCGGCGGUGCCCCUCGUCGACCUCACGAACGAGCCGGACGACAGCGACGACGACGACGACGGCGGCGGCGGCGGCGGCGCGGGUCCGGCGGCGUCGAUCGAGCUCGUCGUGACGCGGCAGAUCGACCGGCGCGAGAUCCGAGGGAUCGAGGUCAGGGGCGACGACGUCGACGUCUCGUCCCUCGCGCGGAGAAGAAGGACGACCGGAGGACGAUGA
Messenger RNA from Micromonas pusilla CCMP1545, 459 nucleotides. RefSeq lists its product as uncharacterized. The transcript has a single exon. Lineage: Eukaryota; Viridiplantae; Chlorophyta; Mamiellophyceae; Mamiellales; Mamiellaceae. The record is from RefSeq and is a predicted model, not a curated record. Bases 1 to 459 code for a protein of 152 amino acids.